CUCGAUAAUUUUUAAGUAAAAGUUUUUUUUUUUCGUUAGCUAUCGAUUUAACAAAAAUUAAUCGUUUACUGCACAAAGACUAGAGCUUUUGUUUUUAUAUGUUUCGUAAAAGACGUGUCUUACUGGAGUUUUGGUUUGCCAAGUUAUUUUUUUUUACGUAUUAACUAUGACAAAUAUAGAAGAUAACUCUUCAAUUUCGAAUGUAAUACAAAUAACGGAAGUAUCAACAAUAGUGGAGAACAGUAACAGUAGCAGUGGAAAAAUAUCUUCACCAAUAAUAGUUUCAAACACUAUUAUUAAUAACCACCGCAAUAAUAAUCAUUUAUCAUCACCAAGAUCUCCAACACCGCCAGUAACAACUUCAACCUCUGGCAAUAAUACACUAGCAACCUUAGUACUUAAAGAUGGUAGUUGUUUUCAGGGAUUUUCAUUUGGUGCAGAAGUAAAAAGUGUAUCAGGUGAAUGCGUAUUUCAAACUGGAAUGGUUGGGUAUCCAGAAUCCUUAACCGAUCCAUCAUAUAGAGGACAAAUAUUAGUAUUGACAUUUCCACUAAUUGGAAAUUAUGGUGUGCCAUCCCGUGAUGAGACGGAUGAUUUAGGCUUAAAAAAAUACUUUGAAUCAAAUGAAAUUCAUGUAACCGGUUUAAUUAUCGGACAAUAUUCUCAGGAUUUUUCUCAUUAUUUGGCUAAAUCUUCUCUAUCUGACUGGCUUAAAGAAAAUAAUGUUCCUGCUUUAUAUGGAAUUGAUACUCGUGCUCUUACUAAAAAAAUUCGUACCAAAGGUGUUUUGUUGGGUAAAAUACUUUUCCCAAAACGUGUGGUGGGUGAUAAUUUAACAUCACUUUCAGUUGAUAAUAUAUCCAAACAGCCUUGGAUUAAUGACUAUCAAGACGUCCCCUGGAUUGAUCCAAAUGAUAGAAAUCUCGUUGCUGAAGUUUCGAUCAAGGAACCAAAGUUAUAUACACCUGAUCCAGCAAAAACUAUUAAAGGAUCCAACGGUAAAACGUUGCGCAUUUUAGCGGUGGAUGUUGGUAUGAAAUUUAAUCAAAUUCGGUGCUUUGUAAAUCGUGGUGUAGAAGUCAAGGUUGUUCCUUGGGAUUAUGACUUCAACAAAGAGAAAGAUUAUGAUGGUUUAUUUAUUAGUAACGGUCCCGGUGAUCCAACUAUGGUUACAAUCACUAUUGACCAUCUUAAAACAGCAUUGCAAGAGGCUAAAACUCCAAUUUUCGGAAUUUGUAUGGGACACCAGUUGUUAGGUAUAGCAUCCGGUGCUCAAACAAUAAAAAUGAAAUAUGGUAAUCGCGGUCACAACAUUCCGUGUACAGAUAUGAUUUCAGGUCGUUGUUAUAUUAGUUCACAAAAUCAUGGGUAUGCAGUUAACGCGGAAACGUUAUCAGAAGAUUAUUUGGAAUUUUUUGUAAAUGCAAAUGAUGGAUCUAACGAAGGAAUUAUACAUAAAACACUUCCAAUAUUUUCUGUGCAAUUUCAUCCUGAAUCAACUCCAGGACCAAGAGAUGCAGAAUAUUUGUUUGAUGUGUUUAUUGAUAGUGUUAGAAAAUCUAAUAUAACCGGAAAACUAGCACCCAUUGAAAUUCCUGGUGGUACUAAAGAAGAAAAUUCAAUGAAAAAUCCUCGUGUUAAUGUUAGGAAAGUAUUGGUUUUGGGUAGUGGUGGAUUAAGUAUUGGUCAAGCUGGUGAGUUCGAUUAUUCAGGAAGUCAGGCUAUAAAAGCUUUGAAAGAGGAGGGCAUAUAUACAAUAUUGAUUAACCCAAACAUUGCUACUAUACAAACAUCUCAUUCACUCGCUGACAAAGUAUAUUUCUUACCGGUAAAUCCGGAUUUUGUUCGUAAAGUUAUAAAACAUGAAAAACCUGAUGGAAUUUAUGUUACAUUCGGAGGACAGACAGCAUUAAGUGUAGGAAUAAAACUUAAAGAUGAAUUCGAGGGAUUAGGUGUAAAAAUAUUAGGUACACCAAUAGAAACUAUUAUAAUGACAGAAGAUAGAGAGUUAUUCGCACAAAAAAUGUUAGAAAUAAAAGAAAAAUGUGCAAAAUCUGCUUCAGCAACAAAUACACAAGAAGCAUUAUGUGCAGCAAAAGAAAUUGGUUAUCCAGUAAUUUGUAGAGCUGCUUAUGCACUUGGAGGUUUAGGUAGUGGAUUUGCUGAAAAUGAAGCACAAUUACGUGACCUUUGUUCAAAAGCUUUUGCUGUUAGUCCUCAAGUUUUAAUUGAAAGAAGUAUGAAGGGUUGGAAAGAAAUUGAAUACGAAGUUGUUAGAGAUUGUCGUGAUAAUUGUAUUACAGUUUGUAAUAUGGAGAAUUUUGAUCCUCUAGGAAUUCAUACAGGUGAUUCUAUUGUGGUAGCACCUUCUCAAACCCUUUCGGACGAAGACUUCAAUAUGCUUCGUUCCACAGCUAUAAAUGUUAUAAGACAUCUCGGUGUAAUAGGGGAAUGUAAUAUCCAAUAUGCAUUAAAUCCUUUUUCAAAGGAAUAUUGUAUUAUUGAAGUAAAUGCUCGAUUAUCAAGGUCAUCUGCAUUGGCGUCAAAAGCUACAGGUUAUCCGUUAGCUUUUGUAGCAGCAAAAUUAGGAUUGAGUAUCCCAUUGAACGAAAUUAGUAAUUCAGUAACGAAAGUUACUUGUGCUUGCUUUGAGCCAAGUUUAGAUUAUGUCGUUGUUAAAAUUCCAAGAUGGGAUUUAAAGAAAUUUACUCGUGUUAACAAGGCAUUAAGUUCUUCUAUGAAAUCUGUUGGUGAGGUUAUGAGUAUUGGAAGAACAUUUGAAGAAACUAUACAAAAAGCCAUUAGAGCCAUUGACUUUGGGUUCUUGGGAUUUAGUCUUAAUGAUUUAGUUGAUUCUAUUGAUGAAGAACUUGUAAAUCCUUCAGAUUUAAGAUUAUUUGCGAUUGCAAAUGCCUUACAUCAAGGAUACACAGUUGACCAAAUAUGGGAAUAUACAAAAAUCGAUAAAUGGUUUUUACACAAAUUAAAAAAUAUUGUAGAAUUAGAAGCAAAAUUAAAAAAAUUUCAUCAUUAUGAUAUUACAAAGGAGGUUAUUCUUAGUGCCAAACAACUAGGAUUUUCCGACCGUCAAAUAGCAAAAGCCAUUAAUAGCAAUGAAUUGGCUAUUAGAAGAAUUAGACAAGAAUAUGGAAUUAUUCCUUUCGUUAAACAAAUCGAUACAGUUGCUGCCGAAUUUCCUGCUCAUACAAAUUACCUUUAUGUAACCUAUAAUGCUAUAGAGCAUGAUAUUAAUUUUGAAGAAAGAGGUGUUAUGGUACUUGGAUCUGGAGUUUAUAGAAUUGGAAGUUCGGUAGAAUUUGAUUGGUGUGCUGUUCGCGCAAUUCGUACAUUACGCGAACAUGGUAUAAAGACGAUCAUGGUUAACUAUAAUCCGGAAACUGUUAGCACAGAUUACGAUGAGGCCGACAGACUCUAUUUCGAAAAUAUUACUUUAGAACGUGUAUUGGAUAUCUAUGAAAUCGAAAGUUCUUGUGGUGUAAUUAUUUCUAUGGGAGGUCAAAUACCAAAUAAUAUUGCAUUGCCACUUCACAGGCAAAAUGUAAAAAUUUUAGGCACAUCACCCGAAAUGAUUGAUACAGCAGAGAAUAGAUAUAAGUUUUCGCGUAUGUUGGAUCAAAUUGGAGUUGAUCAACCGGAAUGGAAAGAGUUAACGAGCUAUGAGGAAGCUCAAGAGUUUUGUGAUAAAGUACAAUAUCCCGUACUUGUUCGACCAUCUUAUGUAUUAUCUGGGGCUGCUAUGAAUGUAGUUUAUUCUUCGGAUGACCUUUCAAAUUAUCUUAAUCAAGCAACAGCGGUUUCGCGUGAUCAUCCCGUCGUUAUUUCGAAAUAUAUUGAAGAAGCGAAAGAAAUUGAAAUGGACGCUGUUUCACUCGAUGGGAAAAUGGUAAUGCACGUUAUAUCAGAGCAUGUUGAAAACGCUGGAGUACAUUCGGGUGAUGCUACACUUGUUUUACCUCCACAAGAUCUUGAUCCUGAAACAGUACGUAAAAUUGAAUCAGCAACACAAGAAAUCGGUAAUGCUCUUAAUGUUACAGGACCUUUUAAUAUUCAAUUUAUAGCAAAAAAUAAUGAUAUUAAAGUUAUUGAAUGUAAUGUUAGAGCUUCUAGAUCGUUUCCUUUCGUAAGUAAAGUAAUAGGAGUCGAUUUAAUUGAAAUGGCUACAAUGGGAAUGAUGGGAUUGCCUAUUGAACCUUAUCCAACUAUAACCUUACCAAAAAAUUACGUUGCUGUUAAAGUUCCACAAUUUAGUUUUAGUAGAUUAUCCGGAGCUGAUCCUGUUCUUGGUGUAGAAAUGGCUUCAACAGGGGAGGUUGCUUGUUUUGGCAGAGAUAAAUAUGAAGCUUACAUUAAAGCUUUAAUUUCUACUGGAAUUACAAUUCCAAAGAAAAAUAUUUUACUUUCAAUUGGAUCAUACAAAGAAAAGAAUGAAAUGUUACCUUCGGUACAAAAGCUUCACCAAAUGGGAUUUCAUUUGUUUGCUACCUCUGGUACAGCUGAUUAUCUUCAAGAACAUGGAUUACCUGUAAAAUAUUUAGAAACUUUAGAUGAAGCUGAAGAUAAAUUGAAAUCAGAAUAUUCUUUACAAGUACAUUUAGCAAAUAAUUUAAUUGAUUUAUAUAUUAAUUUACCAUCUAAGAAUAAAUAUCGUCGUCCGGCAAGUUAUAUGAGUAAAGGAUAUAAAACACGUAGAAUGGCAGUAGAUUAUGAUAUUCCUUUAAUCACAAAUGUCAAAUGCGCGAAAUUAUUUGUAGAAGCUCUUUCGCGUAAAAUUGAUUUUGAAAUAUUAAAUAUUGAUUAUAAAACUAGUCAUAAAAGAGUUACACUACCUGGUCUAAUUAAUAUCUCUGCUUUCGUCCCUCAUGUCACUGAGCAAAAUAGUGAUGAAUUCGCUCAAGUAACAAAAGCUUCUUUAGCUGCGGGUUUCACCACAAUCAAUAUUUUACCCAUAGGAAGUACGGAUUGUUUACAAGAUGCGCGUACUAUUGCUAUAGCGCACAGUAACGGGAAAUUUAAUGCACAUUGUGAUUAUUCUUUAUCCGUAGCUGUUACUGAAAAUAAUAGCUCUCAAUUAACAAAAGUCGUGCCGGAUGCCGCAUCAUCAUUUAUUCCGUUUACAACCCUUCAAGGGGCAACUAUACCAAAGAUUGCUACUGUAUCAACUCACUUUAGUACUUGGCCUUUACUUUCUCCUAUUGUAACUGAUGCCAAAGGAACGGAUUUAGCAUCUGUUUUAUUGUUGGCUAAUUUAUAUAAUCGUGCUGUACACGUUACGAGCGUUAGCACUAAGGAAGAUAUUGUGUUAAUAGCUUUAAGCAAAGAAAAAGGAUUAAAAGUUACUUGUGAUGUUGCUGUUUAUGCAUUGUUUUUGAAUACGAAUGAAAUUCAAAAUAGUGAGAAUUUACUCCCAACUCCCGCGGAUCAAGCCGCUUUAUGGGAACAUUUGGAGGAUAUUGAUUGUUUUACUGUUGGUACUUUGCCUUAUAGACUUGCUCAAGCACUUGGUAAAAAUAGUACGGCAAGUACAGGAAUAGAAGAUACUAUACCAUUACUUACAAAUUCUAUUAAUGAAGGCAAAUUGACUUUGGAUGAUAUUCAAAAACGACUUUAUACAAAUCCGCAAAAGAUAUUUGAUAUACCAGAACAACCAGAUACUUAUGUUGAAGUUGAAAUUGAUCGUAAAGUUGUAAUUACAAAAAAAGAAGAAAAUUGGUCGCCAUUUAUUGGUAAGACGCUUGUUGGUGCAGUAAGUCGUGUGGUAUUAAGAGGGGAAACAGUAUUUCUUGAUGGCGGAUUAUUUUCUUCUGGUAAUAAUGGUAAAGACAUAUCAACUUUAACUCAUGUUAUUGCUAAAACUCCUGCUGUUAAAGAAUCCUUAUCUGUUAAAGAGUCAAUAACUCAAACACAGCAACAAGAAGUGGUCCCUGCACAAACUUCUCAAUUUGUUGCUAGUAAUAUAACUGAUGUUAUGUCACCCCCUAUGGGGCCUAGAGAAUUUAGAUCAAAUUCAAUAACAUUAGACUUUUCUGAACUUCCUCAUUCUAUUUUAACCACAAAUAUAACAUCUAUCAUUAGUCAUUCUCCAUUUUUCCGUAAGAAUAUACUUACGGUUAAGGAUUUUACGCGAAAUGAUCUUCAUUUAUUAUUUAGUGUUGCUCAUGAAAUGCGUACAUUAGUAGAACGUUAUGGUUCAAUUAAUUUAUUACAAGGACGUGUGAUGUUUACUUUAUUUUAUGAACCAUCAACAAGAACUUCAGCUUCUUUUGAAGCUGCUAUGAAUAGAUUAGGAGGGCGUGUUGUUUCUAUUAAAACAGAUUCUUCUUCAGUAACAAAAGGUGAAUCAUUAAGUGAUACUAUAAGGACUGUUGGCUCUUAUGGUGACAUUAUAAUAUUGAGACAUCCAGAACCAGGUAGUUCAAAAACCGCUGCAAAAUAUUCCCCUGUUCCCAUAAUAAAUGCUGGUGAUGGUACCGGAGAACAUCCAACUCAGGCUUUCCUUGAUGUAUAUACAAUUCGAGAAGAAUUAGGUACCGUUAAUGGAUUAACAGUAACGUUAUUAGGUGAUUUAAAGAAUGGAAGAACGGUACAUAGUUUAGUUAGGAUAUUAUCAAAGUAUCAUAUAACGUUGAACUAUGUUAGUCCAGCAUCAUUACGUAUGCCAGAUGAUGUUAAAAAUGAAAUUCGUAAAAGUGGAAUAAAUCAAAGAGAAUACACCGAUUUACAUGAAGUUAUAUCUGAUACAGACGUAUUAUAUGUAACUAGAAUACAACGCGAGCGUUUUAUGGAUUUAUCAGAAUAUGAAAUGGUUAAAGAUGCUUAUAUUAUUAAUAAUGCUAUUUUAAGUAAUUCUAAACCACAAAUGAUAGUUAUGCAUCCUUUGCCUAGAGUUAAUGAAAUUGAUCACGAAGUAGAUUUUGAUGAUAGAGCUGCUUAUUUUAGACAAAUGAGGUAUGGAAUGUUUGUUAGAAUGGCUUUAUUAGCUUUGAUAUUGGGUAAAUCAAAUUAAAAUAAUCAGUAAUCAAGUUAUUCAAGUAACAAUUUUAAUAAUCAAAUAUCUGUGGAAAUGGAAAUAAUAUUUGUACAAUUUAUGGAAAAAAUUAAAUUAGCUAAAUAAAAAGUAUUAUUUGUUAUUUUUAAUGCGCUUUCGUCUCCUGAAAAUAAAUAGU
This is a messenger RNA of Rhizophagus irregularis DAOM 181602=DAOM 197198, 7184 nucleotides long. RefSeq lists its product as uncharacterized. Gene Ontology annotation, molecular function: ATP binding; amino acid binding; carbamoyl-phosphate synthase (glutamine-hydrolyzing) activity. Lineage: Eukaryota; Fungi; Glomeromycota; Glomeromycetes; Glomerales; Glomeraceae. The record is from RefSeq and is a predicted model, not a curated record. Gene Ontology annotation, cellular component: cytoplasm; cytosol. Gene Ontology annotation, biological process: 'de novo' pyrimidine nucleobase biosynthetic process; L-glutamine metabolic process; UTP biosynthetic process.